Molecule: messenger RNA, 4025 nt
Organism: Pseudopodoces humilis (Tibetan ground-tit)
Lineage: Eukaryota; Metazoa; Chordata; Aves; Passeriformes; Paridae
Gene: CANT1
Product: calcium activated nucleotidase 1
Biological process (GO): proteoglycan biosynthetic process
Molecular function (GO): calcium ion binding; GDP phosphatase activity; UDP phosphatase activity
Source: RefSeq, a predicted model, not a curated record
GCGGCGGCUGCGCGCGGGGGAGGCGGCGCCGCGGUUCUCCUCGCCCCCUCUCUGAUGCCAGUCCCGCCCUGCCAUGAGUCUAUGAGCCCCCUCCGGAUCAGCGUGGGUGGUCUGCCCGUCCUCGCGUCCAUGACCAAGGGUGCUGACCCCCGCUUCCGACUGCGCUGGAGGGCCAUCGUGCUGUCCUCAGCCUGCGUGGGGCUUGUGCUGUUGCUCUUCUGCCUGCACCGUUCCUCCCCAGCGCGGCACGGCCCCCCCAGCCCUCGCACCUGGCAGCUCGGCCUGCAGGCAGGAGACCGCUACAAUGACACCUACCCGCUGUCCCCACCGCAGAGAAACCCCGAGGGCGUGCGCUACCGCAUCGGCGUCAUUGCGGACCUGGACACACAGUCCCGGGGCUCCCAGGAGCACACCUGGUUCAGUUACCUGAAGAAGGGCUACCUGGUACUGUCAGACAGCGGGGACAGAGUGACGGUGGAGUGGGACAAGGAUGAGAGCAUGCUGCAGUCCCACCUGGCUGAGAAGGGCCGGGGCAUGGAGCUCUCCGAGCUGGUGGUUUUCAACGGGAAGCUGUACGCGGUGGACGACCGGACAGGGGUGGUCUACCAGAUUGAGGGCAACAAGGUGGUGCCCUGGGUCAUCCUCCCAGAUGGGGACGGCACUGUGGGGAAAGGCUUCAAGGCGGAGUGGCUGGCAGUGAAGGAUGAGCACCUGUAUGUGGGAGGACUGGGCAAGGAGUGGACCACCACAACAGGGGAAGUGGUGAACGAGAACCCCCAGUGGGUGAAGGUCAUUGGCUACAAGGGUGACGUGAGCCAUGAGAACUGGGUGACAAACUACAAUGCGCUGAGGGCUGCAGCGGGGAUCCGGCCCCCAGGGUAUCUGAUCCACGAGUCAGCCUCCUGGAGUGACACGUUGCAGCGCUGGUUCUUCCUGCCGCGCCGCGCCAGCCACGAGCGCUACAGCGAGAAGGCAGACGAGCAGCGAGGCACCAACCUGCUGCUGAGCUCCACCCAGGACUUCGGGGAUGUGACGGUGGGGCGUGUGGGCGAGGUGGUUCCCACCCACGGCUUCUCCUCCUUCAAGUUCAUCCCGGACACAGACGACCAGAUCAUCGUGGCGCUAAAAUCAGAAGAGGACAAUGGCAAGAUCUCCAGCUACAUCAUGGCCUUCACGCUGGACGGGCGCUUCCUCCUGCCCGAGACCAGGAUUGGGAGUGUGAAGUACGAGGGCAUUGAGUUUAUUUAACAGACAUCUGGACCGAGUGGAGGUGUGCGGGCAGCCUAGGGAUGUGGGCAGGCCCUGCUAGCCUGCUCCUAGCCCGGGGUGCAUGGGGGGUGGCAGGCAGCGCUCCCAGCUCUGUCCCUGGCCCUGGGCUCUCCUGUAAAGUGUUGACUGAGCUGCAGCAGGUGUGGUGCAAGUGUUUCGGCAGUGGCACCUGGUGGCAAGGGACUGCCACCACAGGGUGUUCCCGUCCCUGGGACAGUGCCCAGGUCCUGGAAUGCUGGCAGGCCCCACUGCAGCCCUUAGUGCCCAGCCCUGAAUUGUGACAGAACUGUCUGCGGUGGGUCGGUGGCUCUGGUGACAUCCCCACUCUGGGUUUGUAGCUGAGCCCCAGCUCUACAGCUCUGCCCUGUGUGCUGUGGGGCUCCCUGGGUGGAGCGGGAUGUGCAGCCAGAGCGGGUCAGACUUGGGGGAUUUCAUCAGGCUUUUUCUCCAGAAGCUGAUCUUCCUUCCCUUUUCCCAUCAGCUGGAUGAGGUGAUGGCUGGGGUGACGGGUUUUCUGUUUCAGAGAAAAGUCUCACACAGGAAGAGACAGUGUCUGUGUCCCUCUGCUCCUGUCACCACAGGGCACGCAGCAGUUCCCUCACCACUGUGGUUCCAGCACAGUGGCUGUGCCUGUGGGGCAGGGGGAGCAAGUGUGGGUGAUGGGGCCACCAGCUGUGGCCAGGUGUAAAGUGGGCCCGUCCCAGUGCCAUUCCCAGGGCACAUCCUCAGAGGUGUGUGUGUGCUGGCUGUGUGUCUUCUCCAAGCCCUGGCUGCACAUGGCUCCGGCCCCAGAAAUGCCUCCAGCCCCAGAACUGUCAGCUCUGGGAAGAGCUGAGCCCUGGACAGGAACUGCUGGGAGCUGGCGGCAGUGCAGCCAUGCUGUGCAAGGCUGCUGUGCUCGGUGCAGGAGCAAAGCCAGGAGCUCCAGUUCCGCUUCCCAGAGCCAGCAGCAGCUGAGAAGCGUUCGCAGCAGCCCGGGGCUUUGGGCAGGGAGCCCUCCCCACGUUCGCCAGCAUGUUGUGAAAUUGCAGCCGCAGCCUGUGGCCCCCAGGAGGAACUUGUGCGGUUUCAGGAGCCACAAGUGUCAAAGGGACAUCUGCUGGCCCCAGGGCCCUCCUGACCCCUCUGACCAAGGGGGCUGCGGCUCCUGGCCUGCCCACACUGACGUGGCUCAGGCUUGCCCUGCCCCAGGUCAUAGGGCAGCAUAUCCUCACGCCAGGACCAGUGUUUGGCUCUGUGGUGUCCCCAGUUUGGUCCCCUUUAACACUGCCCCUAGGGCAGGUCUGCCAGCAAGUAGGCCUUCAGAGAGCUGAAGCUUUGGGGGAGCCCUUGUGCCCCCUGUAUCCCUCUGCCAUGCCCUGGCACUGCUCUGCUGUGGGGAGCAGCCAUGCUGGGGAAGGAGAGAGCCUGUUGGUGCAGCAGUCAGGCUGUGGUUGGGUGGAAGGAUCUGCAGAGUGGAUGGGGCCCUCCCAAGAACCCAGCCAGGCUGCUCCCCCCAUCCCUGUUUACACUGUCAGCACCUCUGUGAGCCAUGCAGAACGCAGACGAGGCCAGACAUGUGUUUUCAUUUAGCCCAGACAAUGACUCGGCCAGUGCUGGGCUGCGAGCGGAUGCGCUUGUCUCUAGACACGGACCUGUCCCCAGUGCCAUGGACAGACCUGGCUUUGGCCUCUGCACGUGGCCACGGGAUUGUGCAGCACCUGGCCCAGGGCACCCAGGGUGCAUUUGCAGCCCACACUGGGCUCCAGCUGGCCACAGUCCAUGACGGCCACUCAACCAUCACUUGCACUUUGCUUGGCAAUUCCUCUGGCCUCAUUCACCCUCCCGGCCUCACUCACCCUCCCAGCCUGGCACUGGCAGCUCCACAGCACCUGCUGUGGCCCCAGGGCUGUCCCAGUGGCCGUCCCUGUUACUUUGUCCCUUCUUGUCCCCUGGGCUGGAACAUCCCUGGGCCCCUGCCCUCAGCACUGCGCUGCCCUCGGAGCAGCAGCACCAAUGCCUCCGGCAGCCGGACCAGCUGAAUUCUGCUGCUGCUGGAGCUUCUGCAGACCCACAGAGACCCACAGUGACCCACAGAGACCCAUGAGCCCACAGAGGAGUUGGUGACCUGGGGCCCCAUCCCAGGUGUCACCCAGCAUCCCAGCGCUGUUGGUGCUGUCACCUCCCACGUGUUCCCUGCAGGCUCAGUCAGGGUUUGGGCCAGGUCCAGCUGCCCAGUUCUGCUGUUUCUUCCCAUCCUGGAGACUGAGCACCUCUAUUCCUUGCCUCUACUGCGAGUAUCCACGGCAGUGCUGUGGCAAGAGGCUGGCUCAGGAGCAUAUUUGGUGGCCGUGGUGGCUGUCCUGCCAACACGUGCCCAUGUCACCUGGCCCAGCUGUGCUCCGAAGCUGUGUCCCUGCCCACUGUGCUGGGACAAGGCACUGCUGCGAGGAUGGAGCACUCUCAGCAGCCAGCCAGGCACAGAGUAUGGGUACAGUGACAGCAGCAGCAUCCUGACACCUCCACAGCGACAACAAGAUGUGGAUUUGGACUGGGAUAGAGUCUGUGUUCUCAAUAUUAGAUGGUGUAGGUCAGUGUUUUGGAUUUGUGCUGGGAACGGUGUUGAUAACAGGGAUGUUUUCAUUACUGCUGAGCAGCAUUUGCACAGCUUGAGGCCUAUUCUGCUCUUCAUCCCACCACUGAGAGGCUGGGGGGAUACAAGGACUCGGGAGGGGACACGGAACAGCUGACCCAAGGGAUAUUCCACACCGUAUGGA